Molecule: messenger RNA, 1312 nt
Organism: Rosa chinensis
Lineage: Eukaryota; Viridiplantae; Streptophyta; Magnoliopsida; Rosales; Rosaceae
Product: tyrosine-protein phosphatase DSP1
Exons: 5
Coding region: 69-683 (204 amino acids)
Biological process (GO): protein dephosphorylation
Cellular component (GO): cytoplasm
Molecular function (GO): phosphatase activity
Source: RefSeq, a predicted model, not a curated record
ACCUGUUUCUCCCUUCUUCUCUCGUCGUCGCUCUUUCCCUCCCUUCCUUCUCUCUCUUCUAAGCUGACAUGAAACUGGAGCUCGAUCACGUUACCGACGAGAUGUGCCGCACAAUCGAAGUCGUCGGAGGCGUCCACCCCUCUCCGGCCGCCGCCGCCGCCGCGUCUGACGGAGAGUGCGCCGAUGAUCUCUUCAUUCCUCCGCUCAACUUCGCCAUGGUCGAUAACGGCAUUUUCCGGUCCGGCUUCCCUGACUCCAACAACUUGUCCUUCCUCCAAACCCUUGGCCUCCGCUCCAUUAUAUGUCUGUGUCCGGAGCCGUAUCCAGAGACGAACGUGGAGUUCCUCAAGUCGAACGGGAUCAAGCUCUUUCAAUUUGGGAUCGAAGGCUAUAAGGAGCCUUUUAUAAACAUCCCAGAGGAUACGAUCCGUGAAGCACUAAAAGUUGUCCUUGAUGUAAGGAAUCACCCCAUCUUAAUUCAUUGCAAACGAGGGAAGCAUCGAACUGGGUGUCUGGUGGGAUGCUUAAGAAAACUGCAGAGAUGGUGCCUGUCAUCCGUUUUUGAUGAGUACCAGCGUUUUGCAGCCGCCAAAGCCAGAGUUGCUGAUCAAAGGUUUAUGGAGAUGUUUGAUGUUUCUAGUUUGAAACAUUUACCGAUGCCAUUUUCAUGUUCGAAGAGGUAAAAUCAGCCAGUAUUAUUGAAUGGCUUUUGCUUCUUCUUUCUUUAGGUGAAGAAGAGAGUCCUAGGAUCUACUGUAGAAUAAACAGGAAAAAGUGAUGAGUUCCUAGUAUGCAUUUCAGAGGACGGAAUUAUUCUUCUUUUUCUCUUAUUGAAAUAAAUAAAGCAUCCUACAUAAUAGCACUUUGUGUGCUUCGAGUGUUACAACCUCUUUUUCGUAAUAUCUCACUCAACCUACUCUCUACUUUUCCAUUUUCUUUUGAACCUUAGUUCUUCCUAUCCUUUUCUUUCCGGUUUGUUACUAAUUAAGAUAGCAAUAAAUAGAAUUGUUGUGGAUACUAGAUAUGCCCGGAAUCGUUCUCCAACUUCAUAGUUAGCUCGAGUUAAAAAUGUAAUAUUGGUCAUCCCCAGAAAGUUUCGGAAAUACAAAUCAAGAUUGCAGCUCUUCAUCUCCGCUCUCGCUGAAUGAAAGGCAAGGCAGCUAGCUAGAAAGGCAGCCAGCCUAAUCAAGACUCUAGUGCAUAAUAGAUUAUCCUUAAACCUUCUUCUGCAAGAAUUCGAAUUAACUUUCUAUGAGUAUUGUACUGAUGCUGAAUUUGAGAGUUCAUAUAAGAAUGUCGAAAUUGGCGAUAA